Carassius carassius (crucian carp) is the source of this 1486-nucleotide messenger RNA. Its product is annotated as calcitonin gene-related peptide-like. The record is from RefSeq and is a predicted model, not a curated record. Gene Ontology annotation, molecular function: calcitonin receptor binding; hormone activity. Gene Ontology annotation, cellular component: extracellular region. The transcript is spliced from 4 exons. The coding region runs from base 492 to 893 and encodes 133 amino acids. Lineage: Eukaryota; Metazoa; Chordata; Actinopteri; Cypriniformes; Cyprinidae.
GAUGUGUGUAAAUAAACUGAAUAAAAUGUUAGGGAGUACUUAAUGGUAUAAACAUUACUCUUCGGGACUGAAAGGCAUGCUCGAUGGAUUUCCUCAAGGAGAAUUGGAUGGCUCCAUAGACCUGGCUGUGGGUGCAGAGACAGCAGCUCAUUACACUAAUGCACAGGGUCCUGCUGGAAGGAAAAUCACGAGACUAAUAUCUUUAAUGCUGCAGUUAUAGCAUAGCGCCUGACAGUAGGAGACGUCUGCACCAACCACUAAAGCUCUGGUUUUUCUGCAGCAAACGGGAGAAGACUUUCCAAAUAUUAUUUUCGUUUUUUAAGCUAGGUCAAACAGUGUGCCAAUGACACUGAAAAGCAGGAGAGAGUUUGGGGGAAUAAAAAACAAUAGAUGAAUAGAUAGGAAAAAUGCAUUUUCGACUCUUUCACCAGUAGUGGGUUGACCGAAUCUUGUCCUUUUUCGAGUCUGUCCUCAAACUAUCUAAUGAUGAAAUGUUUUACCACAGGGGGACCAUGGUUAUGUUGAAGAUCUCCGCUUUCCUUGUUGCCUAUGCUCUGAUUAUUUGCCAGAUGUACAGCUCUAAUGCAGCUCCUGCCAGGCCUGCACUGGAAUCAUCACCAGAUCGAACUACGCUUACCGACUACGAAGCGAGAAGAUUGCUGCAUGCAAUUGUCAAAGAAUUUAUGCAGAUGACCGCGGAGGACAUGGAGCAACAGUCAGCUGAGGAAAACAGUGUUACAACACAGAAGAGAGCUUGUAACACGGCCACAUGUGUGACCCAUCGCCUGGCAGACUUCCUGAGCCGCUCGGGGGGAAUUGGAAGCAGCAAAUUUGUCCCAACUAAUGUGGGCUCUCAGGCGUUCGGCAGACGAAGGAGGCUCAGUCUGGAGUAGUCAACUGAAUGGGUCUUUGUGAAAUGGUCACCAGUCUACACGUCCACAGUUCUUCUUUGAUUGCUGUCAAUAAAAGAGAAAGCAUCAUGUCCACAUUAUGACCCCUGGGAAUGGAAACUCCUUAUUUUCAUCUGAAUGGACUCCAAUUGAUAGCACUGAUCGUUUCCAUCCAGCCAGACAUUAUAACUGCUCCUUUUUUUUUGUCUCUUCCAUGAAGCAACAUAAGUUAAAAAAGAAAAGAGAACGCUGUGAUCAGUAGCCCUCAUUUUUCUACUCAUGUGGAUCCGAGGAAGUGCAUUGCUUCUUUCUUUCCUCUCAGAAGAGAGCACAUUCAGUAUGUACAGUAUGGUUUGGCCCACGUUCCUUUAAUGUGUCUCAGCACAUUACAGUAUUUUGGGGAUCAUAUUAAAGCAGUGCCUCAUAAAAAGGCUUCCCUGAAUAUGGAUGUGUCUUGUGCCUUGAUGUAACACACUUUUACAUGCCGCUGUUGUACAGUAAUGUUUGAAUUAAAGGAAGGAGGUUCUACGACUGAAUUACAAAUUGUAACAAUUGUGAAUUUGAGCAAGAUUAAAAUGUAUUUUAGAUACAUAAGG